Messenger RNA from Gongylonema pulchrum, 437 nucleotides. The record is from the annotation of a GenBank genome assembly. NCBI's taxonomy places the organism in Eukaryota, Metazoa, Nematoda, Chromadorea, Rhabditida, Gongylonematidae.
GUGCUACUGCUGCGUCAGUGCACCAGCAGUUUGUGCCUUAUGGAUAUCAAAAAAAAAACAAGAAUUCCUUUCCAGCGCUUAAGCGAAACCUCGAUAUCAGCACAGAGCGCAAAAAUGAGCACAAACGAUGGCGCACGGCAAUUGAUGACUAUGCGCAGUACUCAGAAUGGAUCAGUAAAGUUAGCGAGAAAGUGGAGGAUAUGCCGGAUUUGGUCGCUUCUGAAAGCGUCACCACUGAAGGCUCUGACGAUCCGGAAGCGGAGUACUUUUACACCAUCAGUUCCAUGAAGAAUUUAAUCGCUGAAAUUGAAAGAUCGCAUGCAAAGCAGUCCGAAGAAACAGCCAAAAGUGAUGCCAAAUUGGAGGAGAUAAUAAAAGAUUUUGAAGAACGGUCGAAACGAAACCACUUCGCCAAAAAGCCUGCUCAGGUGAUUUAA